Peronospora farinosa is the source of this 420-nucleotide messenger RNA. The record is from the annotation of a GenBank genome assembly. Lineage: Eukaryota; Oomycota; Peronosporomycetes; Peronosporales; Peronosporaceae.
AUGAACCAGUAUGUGAAUAAAAACUUUAGUUGUCAAUACAAGGUCACGAUUGGUGCCGACUUUCUUACCAAGGAGACCAUGCUGGACGACAAACUGGUGACGAUGCAAAUCUGGAACACGGCGGGUCAGGAGCGAUUCCAGAGUCUAGGUGUCGCCUUUUACCGUGGAGCUGAUGCAUGCGUGCUGGUCUAUGACAUUACCAACCCCAAGUCUUUUAAGAAGUUGGACACGUGGCGAGACAAGAGUCGGAACGAAGAGUUCUCAAGGAGAAGGCGCACGAGUGGUGCCGUGGAAAAAUUGUCUAACAGCCGAUUCAGUACUAUGAAACAAGUGCGAAAGAAGCGACGAGUGUGGAAGAAGCGUUUCAGACAAUUGCUGCUUCGGCUUUGCACGAGGACCAUGAAGACGACAUAUGACUGA